Molecule: messenger RNA, 718 nt
Organism: Fusarium redolens
Lineage: Eukaryota; Fungi; Ascomycota; Sordariomycetes; Hypocreales; Nectriaceae
Exons: 2
Coding region: 1-405 (134 amino acids)
Source: RefSeq, a predicted model, not a curated record
AUGGUGCCAUCUCGGGCCCGCCUCCUGAAACUGGCACGGGUGGCUCCAGAGGCCUCUGGCACGAACUUACUCCCCGAUUGGUUCUUAGAGCGGGCAGAGCGGGCGAACUGUGUGAUCACGAGUCGCUUGACGGCUCCCAAGUCGUCAUUCCCCUGUUCAGGGGCUGCCGAGACUACCCGCCGCUUGGGAGGGGCGUUCCCUCGAUUUCCGCCUGCCAGCCCCGGGCUCAGCCGUUCCUAUCCUGCUUCUCCUGAGUUCUCUGAAUGGUUCAAGUUCGCGGCUGUGACGAUCAACAUAUGCAGGCGCAGCGUCGAGCUCUAUCACGGUGAGACAGAAGAGCUAAUGCUGCCGGAAACUUCCUACCCCAUGCUUUUUGACCAACUGGAGAUCACGCGUCGUGCGUGAACAGCCCAACAGCCAUCAAGACCUGCCCCAUCUGGCAUCUCCGAGAACUCUGCCUUACCAUCGAGUGGCGUGGAUCCCUGAUGAUGUGCGAGAAGAUGAAGCGAGGGGGGAAUCAUCUGUUCAGCACAGUCGCCUGGUGUGGCCCGGCAGUGGAGUGAUUGGCACAAAGGGGAAGCGGUUACGUGUCUGCCUCCUCCAUCCGACCCGCCCUGGUCUUGGACAACAAAGGGAGACAGCAGGAAGACACCGGGCUGGGCUCCUGCAGGCUAUGGGACUCGUGUGGUUCAGCUGCGAGCAUAUAAGCUGGACGAUG